UUGUAUUUCCGUUUGUCACACAUCCCAAACAAAACAGGGCAGUGCGGCUCUUGUCUCCGCUCUGCUUGGCUAACGAUGGGGGAGGCUGACGUGACGCAGAACCAGGCCGACGAAAAGCCUCCAGACUCGGCCUUGGUCCCCGGGGAGGAGUCGGUUGUGUGGAGCCAUGAGGUGGAAGUGUGUCUCUUCCACGCCAUGAUUGGACAUAAACCAGUCGGAGUCAACCGUCACUUCCAUAUGAUCUGCAUCCGAGAUAAGUUUAGUCAAAACAUCGGACGCCAAAUCUCCUCUUCCGUCAUCUGGGAUCAUCUUGGAACAAUGUACGACAUGCAGGCGCUGCAUGAAUCGGAGAUCUUGCCGUUUCCAAACUCCGAGAAGAGCUUCUCUCUGCCUGAUGACAUCAUCCAGGAAGUGAAAGAAGGUAAGCUGUGCUCUGAAGAAGAGGCAAAGGAAGAGUUCAGGAUGGAGCGAGAACCUCCAGCGACGCACGAAGAAGGAAGUAACUCCUCGGUGAAGAUGUCUGAGCGCUCGAGUGGCAGCCGUGAGAAGGACAAGGGAGGGGCUGAGGGCGGAGCCACGGGAGGUGGUGGUGGAGGAGGAGGGGGAGGCGGCAAGGAGGCAGAGAAGAGGAAGAGGAGUCGGACGGCGGAGAAACUCUUGUCCUCUUCCAACCCUGCCAGUCCUGGAGGAGCCAAAAGGAGGCGCACCUGAGCCCGAUCUGGCGAAGGGGUCUGUUGUCACGGGAGCACACUUCCUGUCACAUGACUUGUCAGACAGGAAGCAGCCAGCGUGUUGUCAGAGCGCGCUUAUUUAAUUCCUCGUCCUUAUUGGCCAUAUGUGGCAACGCCCCGCCCCCCCUGGUCAUGUGACAUUUGUGACCUUUGUUUACUUGCGUCAGAUUUUAUCGACUAGAGACAAACACUCAGUUGUUUUUUAAAGUCUGACUAGCUGACAGGCAGCUCUGUGUCUGUGAGCGUCACACACACACAGGAAGUGGCCGCAGCUUGCGACUAGCAUGCUGGAUUAGCCUGCUAGCUUAGCCUUAGCGUUUAGCCUCGCAGAGCUGCUCGUGUUUUGGGGUCCAAACUACGAAUGUUUCGUUGUACAGCUGGAAAACAAAAUGCUAUAUGUUUUAGUUUUUAUUUUUAUCUACGUUUGAUGCCAUUAGGAUUUUUUUUUCUUACUGUAUUUAAUUUUUUAUUUCAGUUUUUGUGUCCGGAAGAAACAGAUGUUUAGUCAUUAAAUUGAUUAACCAAA
Molecule: messenger RNA, 1257 nt
Organism: Doryrhamphus excisus (bluestripe pipefish)
Lineage: Eukaryota; Metazoa; Chordata; Actinopteri; Syngnathiformes; Syngnathidae
Gene: mrgbp
Product: MRG/MORF4L binding protein
Biological process (GO): regulation of transcription by RNA polymerase II
Cellular component (GO): NuA4 histone acetyltransferase complex; nucleus
Source: RefSeq, a predicted model, not a curated record